Messenger RNA from Pectinophora gossypiella (pink bollworm), 2787 nucleotides. RefSeq names its product polyubiquitin-C-like. Bases 153 to 2666 code for a protein of 837 amino acids. The record is from RefSeq and is a predicted model, not a curated record. The transcript has 2 exons. NCBI's taxonomy places the organism in Eukaryota, Metazoa, Arthropoda, Insecta, Lepidoptera, Gelechiidae. Gene Ontology annotation, molecular function: protein tag activity; ubiquitin protein ligase binding. Gene Ontology annotation, cellular component: cytoplasm; nucleus. Gene Ontology annotation, biological process: protein ubiquitination; modification-dependent protein catabolic process.
AUUGAUAUUUUCUUUUUUUUCAUUAUUUGAUUCGCAAUCGUCUUGAAAAGUGCAUCGUAGCUUUAUUUGUUAGUGUUAUUUUCUAAGAAUAUUACUAAUUUCCCAAAUACUGUGCGUUUAUUGUUCGUGUAAGGAAUCAAUUUGAUAACAAAAUGCAGAUUUUCGUGAAAACCUUGACUGGUAAGACCAUUACCUUGGAAGUCGAACCGUCUGAUACAAUUGAAAACGUAAAAGCAAAGAUCCAAGACAAGGAAGGUAUUCCACCAGAUCAGCAGCGUUUAAUCUUUGCUGGAAAACAGUUAGAGGACGGUCGCACUUUGUCAGAUUACAAUAUUCAGAAGGAGUCCACUCUUCACUUGGUGCUGCGUCUCCGUGGUGGUAUGCAGAUCUUCGUCAAAACUCUGACGGGCAAAACUAUCACGCUCGAGGUCGAGCCCUCUGACACCAUCGAAAAUGUGAAGGCCAAGAUCCAAGAUAAGGAAGGUAUUCCCCCAGACCAGCAGCGUUUGAUCUUUGCCGGCAAGCAGUUGGAAGAUGGUCGCACAUUGUCUGACUACAAUAUCCAGAAAGAAUCUACCCUCCAUCUUGUACUUCGUCUGCGUGGUGGUAUGCAGAUCUUUGUAAAGACCCUUACAGGCAAGACUAUCACAUUGGAGGUGGAGCCAUCUGACACAAUUGAAAAUGUGAAAGCAAAGAUCCAAGAUAAGGAAGGCAUUCCCCCAGACCAACAGCGACUGAUCUUCGCUGGUAAACAGCUAGAGGAUGGUCGCACCCUCUCAGACUAUAAUAUCCAGAAGGAAUCCACUCUUCACUUAGUCUUGCGUCUGCGUGGUGGCAUGCAAAUCUUUGUUAAAACUCUGACGGGCAAGACUAUUACACUUGAAGUGGAGCCCUCUGACACCAUAGAAAAUGUGAAGGCAAAGAUCCAAGAUAAGGAAGGCAUUCCGCCAGACCAACAGCGAUUGAUCUUCGCCGGUAAGCAGCUGGAAGAUGGUCGCACAUUGUCUGACUACAAUAUCCAGAAAGAGUCCACUCUCCAUCUUGUGCUUCGUCUACGUGGUGGUAUGCAGAUCUUUGUGAAAACCCUCACUGGCAAGACUAUCACAUUGGAGGUGGAGCCUUCUGACACCAUCGAAAAUGUGAAGGCCAAAAUUCAAGAUAAGGAGGGCAUUCCACCAGACCAACAGAGACUGAUUUUUGCUGGUAAACAGCUGGAGGAUGGUCGCACAUUGUCUGACUAUAACAUUCAGAAAGAGUCCACUCUUCACUUGGUCUUGCGUCUGCGUGGUGGUAUGCAGAUCUUCGUUAAAACUCUGACAGGCAAAACAAUCACUCUUGAGGUGGAGCCCUCUGACACCAUCGAAAAUGUAAAAGCCAAGAUUCAAGAUAAGGAAGGCAUUCCUCCAGAUCAACAGCGACUAAUUUUCGCUGGUAAGCAAUUAGAGGACGGACGCACUCUCUCAGACUAUAAUAUCCAGAAGGAGUCGACUCUUCAUUUGGUCUUGCGCCUGCGUGGUGGUAUGCAGAUCUUUGUUAAGACUCUCACAGGCAAGACCAUUACACUUGAAGUUGAGCCCUCUGACACCAUCGAAAAUGUGAAGGCCAAGAUCCAAGAUAAGGAAGGUAUUCCCCCAGACCAGCAGCGAUUGAUCUUCGCCGGUAAACAGCUUGAGGAUGGACGCACUCUCUCGGAUUACAACAUCCAAAAAGAAUCUACCCUUCACUUGGUCUUACGUCUGCGUGGUGGUAUGCAGAUUUUCGUAAAAACCUUGACUGGUAAGACCAUCACACUAGAGGUGGAAGCUUCAGAUACCAUUGAAAAUGUGAAGGCCAAGAUCCAAGAUAAGGAGGGUAUCCCUCCAGACCAGCAGCGACUGAUCUUCGCCGGCAAGCAGCUCGAGGAUGGGCGUACUCUCUCAGACUACAACAUCCAGAAAGAAUCUACCCUUCAUUUGGUCUUGCGUCUGCGUGGUGGUAUGCAGAUUUUCGUAAAAACCUUGACUGGUAAGACCAUCACACUAGAAGUGGAAGCUUCUGAUACUAUUGAAAAUGUGAAGGCCAAGAUCCAAGAUAAGGAGGGUAUCCCUCCAGACCAGCAGCGACUGAUCUUCGCCGGGAAGCAGCUUGAGGAUGGGCGUACUCUCUCGGACUACAACAUUCAAAAAGAGUCUACCCUUCACUUGGUCUUGCGUCUGCGUGGUGGUAUGCAGAUUUUCGUUAAAACCUUGACUGGUAAGACCAUCACACUAGAGGUGGAAGCUUCUGAUACCAUUGAAAAUGUGAAGGCCAAAAUCCAAGAUAAGGAAGGCAUUCCCCCAGAUCAGCAGCGUUUGAUCUUCGCUGGUAAACAGCUGGAGGAUGGCCGUACUUUAUCCGACUACAAUAUCCAAAAGGAAUCGACAUUGCAUUUAGUUCUACGUCUUAGAGGAGGCAUGCAGAUUUUUGUGAAAACCCUGACCGGAAAAACCAUUACUCUGGAAGUGGAACCUUCUGAUACUAUCGAAAAUGUUAAAGCUAAAAUUCAGGACAAGGAAGGUAUCCCACCCGACCAGCAGAGAUUGAUUUUCGCCGGAAAGCAACUGGAAGACGGACGCACUCUCUCGGACUAUAACAUCCAGAAGGAGUCGACCUUGCAUCUGGUUCUCCGUCUUCGUGGUGGCAACUAAGCGCAACCAAUAAUGUUUCUUCAACAUUCAGAAUUUAAAAAAACAAUGUAGUCGAAAUUUGUAAUCUCAUUCAAGUGUAAUCAUUCCAAUUGCGAUAUUAAAUAAACAAUUUGCUUGAUUA